Protopolystoma xenopodis is the source of this 1065-nucleotide messenger RNA. The record is from the annotation of a GenBank genome assembly. Lineage: Eukaryota; Metazoa; Platyhelminthes; Monogenea; Polystomatidea; Polystomatidae.
AUGUGUGCGAAUCUGCCUAAAGGACACUUUCCUCUUUCAUUCCUGGUCAUUGGUACCCUUUCUGUUAAUUUGUCACCAUCCACUGACGCACAGACCAAGGAUAGACCCAACCAGGCCUCAGCAACCGAGCCGACCGAUUGCCUCAACUGUCGAGACGAGACUACGCCAUCUCCACCAGUCGGUCACAGCAACCAGUCGCCGGCCGACACGAUUGCCGACAGCGUCAAUUUGGUCUCCACCUCUCGGGCCUGUCCAUCUCACUGCUAUGCGCCUGAUGCUCUCAUCGUGCGAUCCAAGACGCCCGAUACCACGCCCAAAUUGAUUCAUCAGCCUCCCCUUCACUCCGACUGUCUGCAGCCUGGCAACAGCCCGGCCAUCCCAGAGGCUGGAACUGUCUCGGCCAAUGAUAACUGCAACUCGAUGACCGCUUCCGCAGACCGAAGUGUCCAUCUUCUCGAAGCCGGCCAGCCAGAGCUCGUCGACAAAUCGGUCGAGUCUGGUCGGACACCGGAACUGGACACCAUCUCGCCGUUGAUGCAGUCCCUUGUGCCCUCGGGACUCGGCUCUAUCGUCACCAAUUCGGUCGCGGUUUCUGGCAGCGCCAGCGGCCUCAGCAGCGGCAGUAGCAGUGCCAUCGGCAACAGCAAUAACAGCUACAGAAGCUGGUCGUUGCAGCCGCCGGACUGUACAACGCAAAGUCGACGGUUGAACGAAGGCCGGGCAGAACGUGUCGUCAGGCGGAAUUCGGCCAGGAGACGGGCUGGCGAAAGGUGCGAAGAAUGUCGUGAAGAGGAGGGUCGUCAGGGUCGAGGAGAAGAGCAGGCGACAGUGCAUAAACCUGCUGAGGCAGAAAAGGAGGCCGACUGUGGCGCGAGGUUAGACGUCGUGGCGAGCAGGACGGAUUGUCGAGGCGGGAGUGGUGGCAAGAUGAAGGCAAUCAGGGCUUCACGCAAAAAAGGUAUCCAUUCGAAUAACCUCUUUGACGCGUUUGCUGUCUCCAAUCCAGACUUUUAUGGGAGCUGCAUGUUUUGUUCGAAGUUCGCUGGGUUUCCAAGCCUCGCUUAA